AUGGUGGGGACGGAAAAAAAAAUAUCUUCGCGUCUGCGAUUCAUCAUGUGGCUAGCACUUUUGCUCAUUUACUGUUUUGCCACAUGGACGGAGACGCCUCUGGGCGUGUCGGCCGUCACGGAAAUUUAUAAUGACAGGGAGUGGGUGCCAUUUGGCGCUACCAUGACGGUUGGUCGCGCACACAGUGCGGUGGUCUUUGCGAACGCUUCACUUCUCGUCGUGGGCGGUUGCAAGGACUCUGCAUGCACAACUCCGCUGAAUACGGUGGAGGUUGUGGACCUCAACCAGCAGCGGCCCACAAAACUCAUGGAGUUGCCCAUCUUGUUAAGCGCAGGGAAUUCGGACCAGGGUGGUGCUUCUGCCCCAGUUUCCAUGGGAAUAGCCGGGCCCACCGCCAUGGUGCGAUUGGACGAUGUUGACGCUGAAGGAGGUGCAGGUUUCUCCUUUUAUGUUGUUGGCCCAUGUGGGUAUUACUUCCCUCAGCACCAAGGGACCCAGAAUUCAACCCUUGUGUGGCGGCAGUACACAGGUAUUUGGGGUCUCUCGAGCAGUUUGACGCGUGUGGUGGAUCACUUUAGCAUCCAUCAAGAGUUUGGUGGUAACGAAGUGAGUGAGAACACGAGGACAUAUAUUCCAUUUCGUGCAAAUGCCACAUGCAGCUCACGUGGGCAUCUUCUUUUAAUCAUUGGAGGGGUUGACUUGUUCACCGGAGAGGCCCUUGACACUGUUGAUGUGUAUGACACAAAGUUGCGCCGCUACACACCUGGGGCUGCAAAACUCAACGUGGCUGUGCAAAACCCACUGGUUGCUGUAGACAGUGAACUCAUAUAUGUUGCUGGUGGUGAAACGCGGCUUGAGGCACCUAGUGGAGAGGCAAGCGAUACACGGAGUUAUGCGGGCGCGACACAUGAGAUGCAGCAUCAGCUCCUAAAUUGCAACCGUGUUUCUUCAGCCGUGUGGUGUCCAUCCGCGAUGGUACAGGCGAUUGUGAUUAGCAAUGCGUCUGCCCGCGAGGAUGCAAUAACUGACGUCAAUGUGUCUCCUCCAGACCUGGUUGUGUGGAGUUUGCCUGCCAAUUAUGCACUGCUUCAUCAGAACGUCAACGAAAGCAGUGCUUCCCGUUUAAGUAACCGGUACAUGUUUAGGUUUAACGACAAGCUAUGCCUCGUGUUGAAUGUCAGUUUUGUCAACUGCCUUGACGUGGAACAACUGUUGGGCCGUGCCGGCUUGCCUAAUAGCGGCAGCGUGGUUAUUACUUGGCAGUCUCUCUUGGAGCCGUCAAACGUUCUUCCUGUUUCUGUGUCCACCCCCUUUGCCUUUACCCUUCCCGUGGGUGUGUUGGGUGCCAUGUUGGUCUUUUUCGAAUUUGGUGGAUUUGGAUUGGACUCCGAGGCCUCUGCACGGGUCUUUUAUCGAAGCAGUGGCAUUGGCAUCACCAGUGUCCCUAACAUUGAUGCGGUGGUGCCAGUUAACAAAUCGCUGCGUUUGACGCUCCACCCACCGAUAGAGGGAUACGUGCGGCUGUCGAAUAACCCGCUCUGCAUUGGAAACGCCGCGGGGACGUCUGAUGUGCAUGUGUUUAGGCUUCCAGAGGAUGCGACCGUAGCGGAGUUCCAACCACGCGCUGAGAGUGGCCACGUGUAUACGUGUUUUUCAAAUGGACCUGUAUGGCUGUUCGACGCCGCGGGCACGCACUCGCGCGUCUCACGUAGAAAGGGAUUUCUAUUUACUCCAAUCAAAUUUACACAAUUUCAAAUCCGUGACCUACAGGAUUGUUCUGCUCCACAGGGCAUAAAAGACCAAAGUAUGUACACUGUGAGUGUCAGCUUCAGUAUUGUGAUGGGGAUUGCGGUGGUGGUGAUUGCGGUGUUUGUAUUUGCGCAUUUGCGGCAGCCACGCAACUACAACUUGGACUACGCCAUGCAUCUACUUCUCGGAGAAAGCAACGGCAGCGAUACGGAGGAUGAAGAACCUACUCCUGUGAGUGUCGUAGUUCGUGCUGGACGAAGUAACGGUGAGGUGUCCACAGGCAGCAGCAAAAACGUAGCAGCAGCAGCAGCAGCAGCAGGAGGAGGAGGAGGAGGAGGAAAGGCCCCUCCCAAGAUACCACCGCUUCGCCCCAACCCAAAAUUGGAGCGAGACAGUUUGGUGAAGAACACCACAAAUUGGUCUCGCUACGAGGUGCUGCAACGAAUUGGGGAGGGGGCAUUUUCUUCCGUGUACCUGGUCCGACGCAAAUCCACUUGCCAGAAGUAUGCGUUGAAGUUUCUGGUGUGCAAAGACAACAAGGAACGCUUGGACGCCAUUCGGGAGUGUGAAACAAUUAACUCGCUGCAGGGACAUCCGAACAUUAUUCGCCUUGUGGAUAUGUUUAUGAACUACGAAUUUGAUUGGGGGCACUCGGCUGGCUCUGCUGAAGCCCCGAACGUUUUGACAUCCGCACCGCCACCGCAGCCACAGUUGCCGCGGUGGAACGCAGUUGGGAUAAAGCGAGUGGCUCAUAACCCACGCGUGGUCAUGACAUUGGCGGGUGCUCAACCCCACAGGCUAGUUCGUGAGCAGAAGCCGCGGGAAGUACCACAACUCCAACCGCCAUCUUCAGUUUGGCACGCGCUUGCAAACGCGCCUGCUCGUUUGACAGCAGCCUCCAUUCAAGAUGUCCAAAGCACGUCGGUAACAAGAAGACAACCACUGUUAAACGACGACGAUGAGAAAAUAUUGCAAACUGGAAAUGCGGCGUUUCAGUGCCUUCACUGUCCUAUGCGGAGUAGGGAUGAGAAUGUUGAUGAGGUUGUUGUUGCAAAGGCAGACGGCAGGAAGCCAAGUGGUUCUCCAGCGCAGCCUCCGCCUCCUCCGCCUCCCACAGUGUCACUGGUUGUGGCAAGUUGUGCGAACUCCAGGCCGUUGCACGAACUGAGCAGCAGCGGUGCACCUCGACGCUCCCGGGCACACUGCCCACAUGGGUACGCUCCUGCGUUGCCAGUGGGAGUGCCGCCGCUUCCACAGGGGGAGGUGAUGCACUACAGCAACUUUGCGCAGGUGUCACACGCGGAUGCUUUACUGCGAACACUGACCACGCCGCAAGAAGGCCUGCCCUUGCCUCAGAAACGCACGUCGUAUGCCCCGCGCGGUGUUAUUCGUUACAAAGACUUUGAUACCUCUUUGGCGGUUGCUGGUAAGGUCCCAGCAGCGAUGCAGGUCCCGGUAAAGAAACACGAUUUUGUCGUGAAGCAAACCCCAACUUACGCUUCAAUGCUGCACGUGCAACCUGCUGUGGGGAAGAUACAAUACAAAAAUUUUAUUUCCCCAGACUCCGGCACCAACGAGGAGGCCAAUAAGUUGGGGCACAUGACAAAGCCCAAGUCUGUUGCCGCUGCUGUUCGUGCAGCCCGCAUGACGAAGCUAAACGAGGGUACGAGGGAUCUUGUUGUGCCGUGUGUGCUACCAAGCCCUACAACAGUUAUUUAUAAAAACGGUCCUGUUACCACGGUGUCACCCGCAGCAACAAGAGGUGCGCCCCAGCCUACAGUGUUACUACAGCAACCACAACCCACUCGAGAUGCUGCGGCGAAUACGAUUUGCUGCUCGCCUGAUAUAGCUGAUGCAGUACGAUUAAAUGAGGAAACAUCCAUGGUUCAACACCGCCAACAACAACAACAGUGUGAAGAGGGUAAGGAGUUACUUCUGGAGUUUGCCGCCAACAAAUCGCCGAUGUCUGUUGCAAGGCCGCUUCUUGGCGUGGCCCAUGACAUGGCGAGGUUGACAACGCCGGGCACGUCUGAAGAUGGACCGAUGCAUACACGUUAUUUGUGUCUUGUGAUGGAGUAUCAUCCCAUGGGUGACUUGUGUGGCUACGUCCUCCGUCACUCAGUGAAACACAACGCCAAGCUAAAACGCCAGCUAGAGGAGGAUAAGGCACGCUUUAUGAGGGCGCAAGAGGAGGAUGCAAAGAGGAUGGAGCAUGAUGCCGCAACGUCCUGGGUGCAACUGGGCUCAGAUAGUGACAGUACUCCUUCAUUUUUCCGUCCCGGAAAAUCUUCGCGGAGCUUUAGUCACGAAGCCCAGUGUCAAUCCUCGCACGAUCGCACGAAUGAUGCUUCACAACAAGCCACAGCGGGAUCAUGGAGCUACAGCAACGUUGAUCUUUCUUUUGGAAUUGGCAGCAAUAGUAACCUGGAGAGAGUGUGUGAGGCGGAAUUUGCGAUGCGGGGAAACGCCCUAAGCGAGCCGCAACUCUUGUCAAUUGCUUAUCAACUUUCCUCGGUGUUGCACCAUCUGCAUUCGCAACGCCCACCUAUCGUGCAUCGCGACCUUAAGCCAGAGAACAUUCUUAUUUGCGGGGAGCCGCCACAUAGUGCUGCUGAGGAACAAGGCGAUGACGACGAGGAUGUCAGUAGGCGCAUUCAUAGCGUUGAAACGGACAGUGACGGUAAAAAUGGCGUUAGCGGUUUAGCGUCCUCCAAAAAGUAUCAUUGCCCCUUACGUCAUGGCACCAGUUGCUCCGUCAAAAUUUCUGACGAUGUCAUCCCGAUUGUUGUGACAGAUUUUGGUUUGGCCUUUAUGUUGGAAGAUCGAUGUCGCGCGGGUCGUGGCGGUGGGACGCGCCCCUACAUUGCGCCAGAGUGCUGGAAUGGCCAGACAACGACAGCCAGCGACAUAUGGAGUCUUGGAUGUUUGUUGUAUGCCCUCGCCACAGCACGUGUGACACUUCAGACAGUGCGCAUCAUGUACGCAGAGGCAAAGAACGAGGGUUUUGCUGCGAUGAUAUUUAAUGACAUCCUGGCGGAGAACUACUCGAAGGCCUUUGCAUGCUUCGUCGUUUCUCUUCUUGUGAUAAAUCACAGCAAGAGACCCUCGGCUGAGAUGGUGAUGCGGUGCUUCAUAGUCGAUGAUACCGAGGUGCGGUUUAACCCGAAUUGCCCGUUCUUCAGCAACGUUCUCGACCUGUGA
Molecule: messenger RNA, 4950 nt
Organism: Trypanosoma rangeli
Lineage: Eukaryota; Euglenozoa; Kinetoplastea; Trypanosomatida; Trypanosomatidae
Product: putative protein kinase
Exons: 1
Coding region: 1-4950 (1649 amino acids)
Biological process (GO): protein phosphorylation
Molecular function (GO): ATP binding; protein binding; protein kinase activity
Source: RefSeq, a predicted model, not a curated record